UGCAUGUAUCGGAGCCUCGCAUGUGACGAUCCGCUAAGGACAGCUCGGCGCAGCCUGCCACGGGCACCGGGAGGAAAACAGCGAAAGGGAAAUUCAGCGGAGCCCCGGACCGGCAAAGAAAGGCAGGCAAGCAGAAGCCGAGCGGCCCGGCUUGUAACUCAUAGCCCCCACCCCAUCCCUCCCCUCUCCUCUCCUCUCCCUUCCGCCCCCCGCACCCCCCGCUUCUCCUCCGUUACCGGUGUCCCCUCUGCUUGGCUCUGCCUUCGGAAACUGGAAAUUGAAUCGAGCGGAGCGACAGGAGUGCCAGGAGUGACAAGUAGCGAGCCGCCGUCCCGACGUCUCAUCCGUCAUCCCGUCCCGGGGAUGGGCCGGGGGCAACACAGACUGGCAGCGAUUCCCCUGCGACGGACCUAACGAUUCCAGCUACAUGGGCAAACGACUGGAGCAUCGACCAAUGUACCCUCAGUACACCUACUACUACCCUCAUUACAUCCAGACCAAGCAGUCCUAUGCCCUGACUCCUCAUCCCAUGGCGCCCCCCAGCCCGAGCACCAACAGCAGCAGCAACAGCAGCAGCAGCAGUGAGCAGCUGAGCAAAACCAACCUGUACAUCCGAGGCCUCCCACCGGGCACCACCGACCAGGACCUCAUCAAGCUCUGCCAACCAUACGGAAAAAUCGUUUCAACGAAGGCGAUUCUGGACAAAAACACGAAUCAGUGCAAAGGUUACGGCUUUGUGGACUUCGACAGCCCAGCAGCGGCCCAGAAAGCAGUGGUGUCCCUCAAGGCCAGCGGAGUGCAGGCCCAGAUGGCGAAGCAGCAGGAGCAGGACCCCACCAACCUGUACAUCUCCAACCUGCCCGCCUCCAUGGAUGAGCAGGAGCUGGAGAGCACGCUGAAGCCCUUCGGCCACGUCAUCUCCACACGCAUCCUGAGAGACGCCAGCGGCAUCAGCCGAGGAGUUGGCUUCGCCAGAAUGGAAUCAACUGAGAAGUGUGAAGUUGUGAUUCAGCACUUCAACGGGAAGUACCUGAAAACUCCGCCAGGUGUGCCAGCCCCCAGUGAGCCUUUGCUGUGCAAGUUUGCUGAUGGUGGGCAGAAGAAGAGACAAAGUCAAAGUAAAUACUCGCAGAAUGGCAGACCCUGGCACAGAGACGGAGAGACGGGGAUGGCACUAGCAUAUGACCCUACAGCUGCCAUGCAGAAUGGAUUCUAUUCAACGCCAUACAGCAUCGCCACCAACCGAAUGAUCGCCCAGACAUCAAUCACGCCAUUCAUCGCCGCCUCGCCAGUCUCCACAUAUCAGGUCCAGAGCACGUCCUGGAUGCCCCAUCAGCAGUACGUCAUGCAGCCCACAGGUCCCGUCAUCACGCCAGCAAUGGACCACCCCAUGUCAAUGCAGCCGGCCACCAUGAUGGGCCCCCUCACUCAGCAGAUGAAUCAUCUGUCGUUGGGUACAAGUGGCACGUACUUGACUGCUGCAGCUGCACCUAUGCAAGGGACUUUCAUGCCCCCCUACACUCCUGUGCCUCCAGCCGCUGUUCCUGUCGAGGUAACGCCGGAGCUGAAGAACGUCACUCCGGAAGCAUUGCCUUGAACCCCGAGGCCUACGCAGAAGAGGACGCUGCAUUCCGGGGCACCCAGGGAGCCCUUUUCUUCUUUUUUUUUUUUCAUGUCUUACUGUGCCCGAUGAAAGAGGAAAAAAAAAACAUAAAAGAAAAGGCUGGGGGUGCGGCGGGCCGACGCGUCACUUUAGUGUCACCCACAAAGCCGCCUGAAGUUUGAAGAAGAAGUCGGGAAAAGCAAACAACCGAAGCCGAGGAGUUGAGGAUCGGCGUCUUCCUGCGGUUUGAACCCGAGUCUUCGUCGUCUCCAUUUGUAGGGUUUAGAAAAAGACGCAUUGCUUUUUGGGUUUGCAUUGUCUUUGUUGCCUUAAUUGUAAGGACGUCGGAGUGGCAGGAUGGUGGGGCCGCUCCGGAGCGCAGAGCAGCUGUGACUUUACUGCUGAAUGGCUGGCUGAGCACAUUAAAGAGCCGAAAACGAGACAACAAAAGGACAAAAAGGACAAAAAGAAGGAAGAGAACGCAGCGCCGAGGGGACGGGAAGGCAGCACUUGGGGGUCCCUCACUGCAUUUGAUGGCGUCUCUGCUUUUGAUCCGCAACGUUUUUUACGAGCUUCCCGAGUUUUUAGUCCGCUCUGCUUGUUAGAAUUAAAAGCAAAAUGUAGCGUAGCCAGGAGCCCACGGCUCAGAAAUCAAAAAAUGAAUCAAUAAAACCGACGAGUCCAAAAGCAAUAGAUCGGGGACAUUGGUGACAAUUUCUGUAGCCUUCCUAGUUGUUUAUACCAAAGACCAAGUGACACUCGCCCCGAGGAUGAGGGCAACAUGGCAGCGCCACUCGCUCUGUUUCGUUCCAUUGUUCUUCCACUGGCGUCCAAGCAGACGUGUGCCCCCCGCACCCACCGGUCCAAAGUCACCGCUUGAGCGUCCCCUCUGGCCGGCGAUGCAGAGGUGGCCUGCAGUGUCACACACUCACAUUCAUUCACCCUCUGAGCUCCUCUUCCUCCAUGAAUUCCCCGUUUUCUGGGUGUUCCGCUCCCUGACAGUUCAUGGGGACGAGGACACCCACUGGUGACAGGCUGCAGCUACUUGGGGGUCCGGCCUGGCCACGUCGUCGCGAUCCCCAGAGUGAGCAGACGCCGACGUGACGUCGGUGGGCUUCCUUUGGCUCCUGGCUGCGGCGCUUUGGGUGUUCUGAGGUGCUCUGGGCUUUCUUCUGAUUUCUUCUUCAUCUUCCUCUUCUUCUCACUUCUUACUAAUAAACAGGACUGUGCCUUUCUGUUGC
Messenger RNA from Polypterus senegalus (gray bichir), 2844 nucleotides. RefSeq names its product RNA binding motif, single stranded interacting protein (gene rbms3). The record is from RefSeq and is a predicted model, not a curated record. The transcript is spliced from 13 exons. The coding region runs from base 428 to 1597 and encodes 389 amino acids. Gene Ontology annotation, cellular component: ribonucleoprotein complex; nucleus; cytosol. Gene Ontology annotation, molecular function: poly(U) RNA binding; poly(A) binding; mRNA 3'-UTR binding. NCBI's taxonomy places the organism in Eukaryota, Metazoa, Chordata, Cladistia, Polypteriformes, Polypteridae.